Messenger RNA from [Torrubiella] hemipterigena, 1652 nucleotides. The record is from the annotation of a GenBank genome assembly. Lineage: Eukaryota; Fungi; Ascomycota; Sordariomycetes; Hypocreales; Clavicipitaceae.
UCCUGCACCUCAUUUGCUCUCGAUUUCUUCCAGCGGUCUUGUGGGUUACUUUUAAUUCUGGCCAAAGAAUCCUUUGCUCUACCAUCUAGCAUAAGAGAAUCGCCCUUACUGCUCUUCUUAAUCUUCCCUGCUACCAUCACAGUGCCCCUCCCCCGCCUAUCUCCCAUUCCUCUCACAGAAUACCCCCGCCAGUGAUGGAUCGAUCAGGAGCAGAUUACGUCCCGGUAGGUGAAGCAGCACCUGAGCUUCUAGACGGUCGCAUUUGGGUCGACGGAUGCUUCGAUUUUUUCCAUCACGGCCAUGCCGGAGCCAUGGUCCAGGCGAGACAGCUCGGCACCGAGCUCUACGUCGGCGUCCAUUCCGAUGAAGACAUCCUUGCAAACAAAGGUCCUACGGUCAUGAACCUCACCGAACGACUCGCAGCAACGGACGCUUGCCGAUGGGUUACCAAGUCCGUCGGUGAUGCCCCCUAUGUGACGCAGCUCCCCUACAUUACCCACUACGGCUGCCGGUACGUUGUUCACGGCGACGACAUUACCUCCGACAGCGACGGCAACGACUGCUAUAGAUUUGUCAAGGAAGCCGGCCGAUUCAAGGUAGUGAAGCGCUCUCCUGGCAUUUCUACAACAGACCUUGUAGGCAGAAUGCUCCUCUGCACAAGAACACAUUUCAUUAAGUCACUUGAGAGAGUGUUGUCUGGAGAGGAGGGAAACGGCACCGAGUCUGAGCGCAAAGCAACCGCUGAUGCCAUGAUGGAGCGCAUGCGCCUCUAUGCCACGGACGAGACUGCUCUUGCUCCUGGUGCUGAGGUGUGGUUCUGGACAGCAUCAACCGAAGCCAAGGCUGAAGAUAGCAAGGAAGAGAAGGGUAGCUUGAGUCAGCUGCUCAAGGGUAACGCCCCUUUCCCAGGCCAACGGAUCGUCUACGUAGAUGGCGGUUUUGAUCUCUUCUCCAGUGGCCACAUUGAAUUCCUCCGUCGCGUCUUGGCUGAAGAAACCGACCUUGCCAAGGCUAACGGAUGGUACACGGAAGAAGCUAUUGCCAAGCGCAAAGCAGAAACCGGCAAGGACUAUGGGCCUGUUCACAUCAUGGUUGGUAUCCACGACGACGAAGUGAUUAAUUACUGGAAGGGCGUCAACUACCCCAUUAUGAACAUCUUUGAGCGCGGUCUGUGCGUUUUACAGUGCAAGUACAUUGACUCGGUUGUCUUUGGUGCACCAUUUGCGCCGACCAAGAUCUAUCUGACCAGCCUUCCUUACGGCACACCUAGCGCUGUCUACCACGGCCCUACUUCAUUCAUGCCCCUUACAUACGACCCCUACGUCGCUCCCAAGGAGAUGGGCAUCUACAAGGCGAUCGGAAUGCACGACUUUGCCCACGUCAACGCGGGACAGAUUGUGCAGCGCAUCAUGGCCAGCCGUGACCAGUACGAGGCCAGACAGAGAGCCAAGGGAAUGAAGGCCGAGGUCGAAGCUGCUGCCAGAGAGCGCGAGAUUUUGGAAGAGGAGCAAAAGAAGCGCCAGGCGGAGCGUGAGGCGGCCGCGUAAGAAGAUUGAAGAAAUUAAAAAAGGGGGGGAUAUUAUAUGCAUAUUAAUAUGUAAACGAGAAAGUAUAUAAUAGAACGCAAUUAAUGAGAGUACAGGUACAGUACA